UCUUUUCACCUCCUGGCCCAAGUUUUCCUUACUUGCUGGACAGAAUUAUUCUUCAAUAAUCACUGCUUGAAAAUGUAAAGAAUUUUUUGGCUGAGAUCUUGGGGAAGGAUUUUAAGAGUGCAGAUCUAUAUGAAUGUGCUGCUAGAGUUCAACAGUAUUUAGUGAACCGUUGGAAAAAGUAUUUAUUGUAGUCGUGGUCAUUUGAUGACAAAUAAUCUGCAUUAGAAUGUAAAGGCAGAAAGUCACAGGAUUUUUUUUUUUAAAGUUGAAGAAGUCUGUUGAAGCUAGCUCUUAGGCUUUGAAUAAUUUUGCUGCUUAGUAAGAUUUAUUACAUAUCUGUGACAUACUGUAUACAUAGGCAUGAUGUCGCUUUUUCCAGGCUCCUGUUUACAUUAAGAAAUAAUAGUGAUAACUUGCGUUAUAUUUAAUGGAUGCUGUGGGCUUCCUGUUUAAUUGAUAGAUUGCUAAAAUACCCAAUUAACUAGACUUUCUUUACUAAAGUCUGUUUGUUUUGUUUUUUUAAUAGAACACAAUGUUGAAUUUUGAACAACGGGGGGGAACGCUGACUUGUAAAAUAAAUGAGGAUCUGUGUCCUUUGGUAUAGAGCCAGGAAGACCACGGUUGCUGGGUUUGUAAAACUGUCAUAUUGAAGCUUUGCUGUGUUUCAUCUCUGAAGAGGAAGCCCCUUGUGCCAGUCUUGUGUUGCCUAGUGACUUGUUUGCAGGUUUUUAUUUUUAAGAGGCUUCUGUUUUGAAACUCCUAAUUGUAAUUUGCAGAAACAGCUAUCCGUCUUGAGAUGGAAGAAUCAGUGCUUGAUAAAUUGCCAUCUUUAUGCCAUACUCCAAAGGAUUCUGGGACAGCAGCUCCACAGGGGACUAGUUCAGGGAAACAGCCAAUGAGUGCAGCUCUGAGGGAGCGAUUAAGGAAAACAAGACGUUCGUUUCAUGCUAAUUUUACAGUGGCAAAGCGCCUCAAAAUAGACACUGAAGAAAAAGACUGUGCUGAUGCUGACAAAGGGUGCCUGCUAAAGACAAGUACAGAUUAUUCCAGAUUACAAGAUGGUUCUGAAAAUCUGGAAAGAAACGGCACUGGACGAGCAUGUUUGAAAAGUCCCUUACAGGAGAGUGGUCUCUGUGGAUCAGCAGAGAAUUCUGAUGUGCUGCAGGUUGACCUUAGUCAGCAACAGUCCCUGGAAGAAAAAGUAAGGCUGGUGAAACAAGUGCAAGAGAAGGAAGAACUACUUCGAAGGCUCAAACUGGUUAAAAUGUAUCGGUCCAAGAACAACCUGUCCGAACUGCAGGCUUUGAUAAUGAAAUGGAGAAGUAGUACACAGCUGAUGCUUUAUGAACUGCAGUCGGCCUUUUCCGCUGAUGGCAAGAAAGUGAGUCUUACUCAGCUGAUGGAUACUUUCGGGUUAGAAGACCAGUUAUUGCACUACAGCAGAGCAGAAGAAGAUUUUGUAGAUGGAUAAUCUACAGGUGAAAAGUCUUCAAUUAUACAAGCAGAAAAGACUGACUGAAUUCUGAUCACACAAGAAGUGUCGAUCAGACAGUGGACUUUGUGUUGAGGUUAGGAGGUUUUCUCAGGAGAUACUGUAAAGCUAUGUACUUAGAUACAGAGGGCGCUGUAAAAGGCAUUACCUAAUGGAAAAGAUUGAACUCGUGCUGGUUUGGAAAACCUGGCUUAACUUGAUCAGUGAAUUGUUAUUUAAUAAAAAUA
Messenger RNA from Athene cunicularia (burrowing owl), 1719 nucleotides. RefSeq names its product SWI5 dependent homologous recombination repair protein 1 (gene SFR1). NCBI's taxonomy places the organism in Eukaryota, Metazoa, Chordata, Aves, Strigiformes, Strigidae. Gene Ontology annotation, biological process: double-strand break repair via homologous recombination; positive regulation of DNA-templated transcription. Gene Ontology annotation, cellular component: Swi5-Sfr1 complex. The transcript has 4 exons. Bases 797 to 1471 code for a protein of 224 amino acids. The record is from RefSeq and is a predicted model, not a curated record.